GCAGAGGAGAGGAACCACUUUUUAUUUUCUUUUUCUUUGUAGGACAGAAAACUGUGACAGUAGAGCAAAAUGAAGCCCUUUUUCAGAUUCUUGAUUCUUCUAGGUCUGUAUUCACUCGUGGAAUCUUCAUGCAACAGUGGAGAGAAUGACUUGGUUUCAAAGGCUUUCAAGUCUGUCUCCGGCUUCAACCCUUCCUCCUGGUUCCAAAAACGAGGUUCCCACUGCUCACACUCUCAUCUCACCAGAAUAGUACUUCCCUCCCAAAACCUUAGCGGCACAAUUUCAUGGGGUUAUCUGAGAAACAUGUCCAAGUUGCAAGUUCUUGAUCUCUCUGGGAAUUCCCUACAAGGCCAUGUGCCAAGUUGGUUCUGGUCAAGUUCAACCUUAUUGGAAGUGAACCUCUCCAGGAACAGGUUCGGAGGAAGCAUCAUUAUUGGGUCGAAGCCCACAUCAGAAAACACCUCGUUUUCAUCCAUUCAAACGCUCAAUCUCUCACACAACAGGUUCACCAAUUCAGUUCAACUCGCUGGCUUCCAAAACCUUCAAAUCCUCGACCUUUCUCACAACCAGCUAAUAACACUCCCUUCCGGGUUCCCAAACCUCACCAAACUACAACACCUUGACCUCUCAAGCUGCAAUCUCCAAGGCAACACAAAACCCAUUUCCACUCUGCACUCCCUCCAUUACUUGGACUUAUCAAACAACACUUUAACCGGUUCUUUCCCUUCUGAUUUCCCUCCACUCAGCACCCUCAAAUUCCUCAACAUCUCGUACAACAAUUUCACCUCAUCCAUUAGCCUAAACAAGUUGAAGAAAUUCAACAAAUCAUCUUUCAUCCACGCUGGCAACAACUUCACAUACGACAACAGUAGUGAAACUCGAAACUCAGCAACCCCACCCCAGAGAGAAAAACACCCGAAGCCAAAGUCCAAAACGGUAAUUCCUGCAGCGUCCUCAGCACUUGUCCUAAUCGUGUUGUCCGUUUGGGCACUUCGCGUUAUUCACAAAAGGAGGAAGGAACGCGCCAAGAGGAACAAAUGGGCAAUCUCCAUGCCGAUCCCACAUGGCACGAACGUGAUGGUGGAGAAAUCAGGGCCGUUCGCGUUUGAAACCGAAUCAGGGUCAACGUGGGUCGCUGACCUCAAAGAACCGUCCUCGGCGCCAGUGGUGAUGUUCGAGAAGCCAUUGAUGAAUCUCAGCUUCAAGGACCUCAUCGUUGCCACGUCACACUUUGGGAAGGACUCGCUUCUCGCGGAGGGAAGGUGUGGGCCCGUGUACCGGGCCGUUCUACCUGGUGAUCUCCACGUGGCAAUUAAGGUGGUGGAACACGCUAGAGACGUUGAUCGUGAUGACUGUGUGGGCAUGUUCUUUGACCUCUCGAGGGUGAAGCACCCCAACUUGUUGCCCCUCUCCGGUUACUGCAUUGCGGGUAAGGAAAAGCUGGUGCUAUACGAGUUCAUGGCAAACGGCGAUUUAGGGAGGUGGCUACAUGAGCUUCCAACUGGGGACACCAACGUAGAGGAUUGGACUGGCGACACGUGGGAGAUUCAAAACGGCGUCGUUGACGGAUCCCCUGAAAAAAUGGGGUGGCUGACACGACAUCGUAUCGCCGUGGGGAUAGCGCGUGGCCUCGCGUACCUCCACCACGCGGGUUCCAAACCCGUGGUGCACGGCCACCUCGUCACGUCCAUCAUUUUACUCGCCGAUGAUUUCGAGCCCCGGAUCGCCGAUUUCGGGUUGCGAAACGACCCGAACCCGUGUGGCGGCACGGAGGCUGACGUGUACUGCUUCGGUGUGGUGGUGAUGGAGCUGCUGACGCGGAAGGAAGGCACGGCGGAGACGGUGGUUGCGGUGAGGAAGGCGGUGAGGGAGGGGCAGGGUGUUAGGGUGCUCGACGAGAGGCUGCGACUCGGCGGUGACUCAGUAGUGAGUGAGAUGGUAGAGACCCUCCGAGUCGCUAUUCUGUGCACGGCCGAUUCGCCCUCCAAGAGGCCCUCUAUGCAGCAGGUUUUGGGUUUGCUCAAGGACAUUCGUCCUCAUCAACAACUCGUCCCGAGUUGACUCGUCAAACACUCAAUGUUAUUUUAUAGUUCUUAUUGUCAUUGUCAUCAUGCUGUGUAUAGACUAAUUUUUUUCACAGAAAAAGAAAAAGUAGAAAAGGACAAAAAGAUGGCCAUAAUGAAUGUGAAUGGGAAUGGGAAUGGGAAUGGGAAUGGGAGUAGUUCUAGUUUAGCUUUUUUUCUUAAAUUAUUUUGGGAGUAGCAUAUGGCAGAGAAUCCCACUGAGGAGUGAGGAGUUCCCAUUUUUAUAUGCUCCCUUCACUUUAAAAAAAUAUAUUUUUCUACUCUAUUUUUUAUUAUUUUGUUGUAUCUCCUCUUUCAGUUUGUUUCUUUUCUUUAUGUUUUAUUCCCUUGCUGAUUUAUCUAUCUUUAGCUAAGUGUCCCAUUCAGUGCAUGGAAUAUAAAAUAAAGAAACAAUGGUUGGUAGAGGUAUAAUAUAUAAUGCAUGUCAAUUCGCAGGUUACGGGUUUUCUUUGUCUUGAAGGGAUCGUGGACGUAAACAUUCGGUCCUCUGUAGAAAUUUGUGAGCUGCGUUCAUUCUUGAUUUGUCAAUAUGGUAGGCUGAUUUGUCUAAUAGAUGGUGGAAGAAUGUGGUGCUGGUCAUUGGUCAAGGAGUGGCUUACAAAUAGGUGUUUAGUAUGAAUACAUGUUAUUAAUUUUGAAUUUUUGAAUCAUUUCCAUGGAAAAGUAUAAGAGGAGAAUCUUCCCAACGUAUAUUAUGAGCAUUGAAUAAGAACAUUUUGUUCCCCCAUGAACGUAGAAAAUCUAUAAAAAUUUGAGGUGGGGUUUAAUUUGUAAUCAAGUCAUCAAGUGCCACUGUCUCAUAUUUGUGUAGUCAAUUGUUGAACCAACGCCCAGCUUGGUUGGGUUAUAAUAAUAGGUCAAACUAUUUUUUGACAUUUGC
Abrus precatorius (Indian licorice) is the source of this 2964-nucleotide messenger RNA. Its product is annotated as calmodulin-binding receptor kinase CaMRLK-like. The record is from RefSeq and is a predicted model, not a curated record. Gene Ontology annotation, biological process: protein phosphorylation. The coding region runs from base 70 to 2061 and encodes 663 amino acids. Gene Ontology annotation, molecular function: protein binding; protein kinase activity; ATP binding. NCBI's taxonomy places the organism in Eukaryota, Viridiplantae, Streptophyta, Magnoliopsida, Fabales, Fabaceae. The transcript has 2 exons.